UCAAGCACAGCCAAGAUGUCUGAGGGAAAGAAAAUGACAUCGAGCCGCAGGCAUCAACUGAAGAGCCUGAUGCUGCAGAUUGCUACCAAAUGGCUCGAGGAGGAGAAGAAGUCAAUUGCAGCUGCUAAAGAAGCCUACCUUGCUGAGAACUGCCCACCGCCUGACCUCAGUGGAGACCUCACGGAAAUCUGCAAGCAACUCCAUGCUGCCAUUGACAAGAUUGAUGAGGCGAGAUAUGAUGCAGAAGCCAAAGUUCAGAAGGCUGACAAAGAGAUUGAAGAUCUGAAACUGAAGGUGGUGGAUCUGGCUGGAGUGAAGAAGCCCGCCCUGAAGAAGGUGCGCAUGUCUGCUGACGCCAUGCUGAAGGCUCUGCUGGGCUCCAAACACACGGUCAACAUGGACCUGAGGGCCAACCUGAAGCAGGUCAAGAAGGAGACCAAAGAGGAGCCAACAGAGGCGAUCGGCGACUGGCGUAAGAACAUUGAGGACAAGGCCGACAGGAAGAAGAUGUUUGAGUCUUCCUAAAACUCUUCAGGACUGUGGCGGAUGAUAGCAGGGAGACAGGUCUGACUGACUGAGUGCACCUCUGUGUCCCCUGGAGGCGUUCAGGGCCCAAGGCGGGGCACUCUGUCUUGCUUUUCUAAUUGUCAAUGAGCACACACUGUGAGAGUAUAACUGUUUGCUGAGAAACAUCACAUCAGAAUGUACCAGUUUUCAUGAAAGCAGUAGAAAUAAAUGUUUUGAAAUAUGA
Molecule: messenger RNA, 751 nt
Organism: Poecilia latipinna (sailfin molly)
Lineage: Eukaryota; Metazoa; Chordata; Actinopteri; Cyprinodontiformes; Poeciliidae
Product: troponin I, fast skeletal muscle-like
Exons: 6
Coding region: 16-525 (169 amino acids)
Biological process (GO): skeletal muscle contraction; cardiac muscle contraction
Cellular component (GO): troponin complex
Source: RefSeq, a predicted model, not a curated record